Molecule: messenger RNA, 2425 nt
Organism: Drosophila grimshawi
Lineage: Eukaryota; Metazoa; Arthropoda; Insecta; Diptera; Drosophilidae
Product: sodium- and chloride-dependent glycine transporter 1
Exons: 11
Coding region: 212-2128 (638 amino acids)
Biological process (GO): sodium ion transmembrane transport
Cellular component (GO): membrane
Source: RefSeq, a predicted model, not a curated record
CUCAGUGGCGACAGCAGCAGUAGCAGCAGGAGGAGUAAUCACAAAUCGCAUCAUUUGCUUUCGAGCAUUACAAUCGUUCGGGUGUUUUUUUUAUCCCCUUCUCUGCCUGCGCUUGGAAUCGAGUUAUAGUCGUGAAUGUGGAAUUCUCGUCUCUACUCUCAAUGAAAACAGUUCGCGAGUCGAAAGUUCGAGAUUAGUGCAAAAACGCAAUAUGAAAGGCAUCUGUGGCGAUGCCAAGCAACAGGUCAACAAUUGCAUGCUCCUCGACGACUCGGAGGCAUCCACGGAAUAUGGCCAUGGAAUUGGUAACGGAAAUGGUAAUGGUAACGGUAAUGGUGUCAUUGAUUCGCCAGUUCAUCAGGGAAGUCGCUCGCUGCGAGCGCGUCAAGUGUGCAGUUUGGCAAUACGCAAUACCAGCUCCUAUGAUACCAUGGAGCGACCCUUUCGACCCGACAAUCUCCGUGGUGGCUGGUCGAAAACGGCGGAUUUCUAUUUUGCCAGCUGCACUUACGCAUUCAGCACAAUGGUCUUCUCGGAUGCUCCAGUUUGGGCGGUCAUUCAAAUCGGUUGGAGGAACUAUUUGAUCGCCUAUCUGCUAUCAGUUUUUAUAUUUUCGCUGCCCAUAUUUCUGAUACAAACAUUUCUGGGACAGUUUUCCACAUCGGGCGCCAUAUCGGCGUUUCGAGUAUCGCCCAUUUUCAAAGGUAUUGGUUAUUCGAUUUUCUUGCUGAACCUAGGCACUCUAACGUACUAUAGCGUUAAUGCGGCGGUUCCUCUAAUCUAUGCCGUUAACUCCAUGUACGACAUUAUGCCUUGGAAGAGUUGCAAUAAUACAUGGAAUACGCCAGAGUGCUCCACACAUGAUAGUUAUGAUGAGGAGUCGGAUUAUCAAAAGCCACAUACAACAGUGGAGUUUUUCCAUUCUAUGAUAAGUUCGAUUAAAGAAGAUGCUGGCGCUUGGACAUUAUCAUGGUCCAUGGUUUUGGCCAUAAUGGUCAUUUGGCCUAUUGUGUUGGCAUUGCUGCUUAGAAAAGUUUCGCUGAUUGGCAAAUGGAUGCGCUGUGCCUGUGUGCUGAUGUUUGGCCUCUUUGUGGCAACAUUUGUGUAUAUGGUGAUGCAUGAGCCGGAGGAAUACCAGCGUCUGAUCGAAUAUCAACAUCCAUCGAUAUUCAAAUUGGACGUCUUCAGAUCAGCAGUGGGUGUAGCCAUCUUGCAGGCGAGCCUGGUGCUGGGUCCUAGCUGGGGCAGCAUCAUCACCCUGGGCAGCUAUAACAGCUUUCGCAGCGACGCUGAACGCCUCAGCGUUUGGGUGUGUGUUACCCAUGUACUAGUCUCAGUGGUGGGCUUGGUCUGCAGUCUCGUGGCUAAUGAUUAUUUUGAAUUACAUGUUGUCAUGUUUCAUGCGGAUAAGUUGCACCCCUUGCAAUUUGUUUAUCUAGUGUAUUCCUAUCUAUUUGGCAGUUUUGCAACACUGCCCAGACUUUGGUCAUUUCUCUUCUUUGCUGUAAUUUUCCUAGCAGAAAUGUGUGCGCUGAUCAUUCAAAUGAUGUCUGUGCUAACAGCAAUAUUCGAUGAGUUCGAGCAGCUGCGUCCCAAAAAGAAACCCAUUACAAUCCUACUCGUGCUCUGUCUAAUGGCCACAUCCGUCUAUUUUUGCACUCAGAUGGGCUUUAGGCAAGCUGGCGCCUUUUCCUAUAUGACGGUAUUUACACAGAUGAUCAUCUCAGGCGUGUUGAUAUUAAUGGCCACAUGGAUCUAUGGCCGUAAGCGUUUCCAAUGUGAUUUGCAAUUUAUGCUGGGUAAAACAAUCUCAAAUCUUAAAAUAUUUUGCAUACGCUGUGUGGUGCCCUUCUUUGUAGCAUUGGGUUUGUGGGAAACUUUUUAUAUGCUAACUCAAAAUGGUGGAGAAGAAUAUCAAAUGUGGAUCAGUCAGACUGUGAUCUAUCUCAUUGCGUUGGGUUAUAUGUUCUUCAAGUUGUCACAGACCAAUGGCACAUGGCGUCAAAGAAUGAAGCAAUGUUUUGCUCCACACGAUUGGCAUCCUGUCAGUGCGGAUAAUCGACACUUCUACGAGGAAAUAAUGGGCAACUCCGAAAUGCUUGUCAUUGAUAACGGCAAUGCUGCCUGAAUCGGUGCUAUAUGUACCAUAUAUGCUGCAUCCUUCUAGUGCCUAAGCAAUACGAAUAUACCUACUCAUUUUUUAAGCUGUACUUAAGCAAAGGACCUCGAACUCAGGUCGAACUGAACUCCAUUGUGUUUUAAGCAGGAAAGCUGAAGAAAAAUAUUUAGAUCUACACGCAUCCAUAAUGUUUUUAAAUAAUUGUACUGAUAUUUUCCAAAUCUAGUUCUAGAGAACAAUAAACUGGUGAUAUUUGUAGUUGCAUAUACUAUUUACGAAUAAAGAGCAAAGUGCUUUUUGCAAACA